Molecule: messenger RNA, 660 nt
Organism: Suillus discolor
Lineage: Eukaryota; Fungi; Basidiomycota; Agaricomycetes; Boletales; Suillaceae
Product: anaphase-promoting complex subunit 10
Exons: 6
Coding region: 1-660 (219 amino acids)
Biological process (GO): anaphase-promoting complex-dependent catabolic process; protein K11-linked ubiquitination
Cellular component (GO): anaphase-promoting complex
Source: RefSeq, a predicted model, not a curated record
AUGGCCACUACUAACUCGAACAUUACCACAACCGCAACUGCAGAACCCCCGUCCGCAGCAACAGCGGUCGUACAAAGUGGUCCACAAAUCCCAAAGGAUGGUCUCCCUCUCAUGCAUUCAGCUCGCACGCCCCCCGUACUACCAUGGCCAGAUAUUGGACACCUUGCCAAGUGGUCAGUUUCCUCAUACAAAUUUGGGUUUGGUGCAGAGUGCCUCAGAGACGGGGAUCCCGAUACGUUCUGGCAUUCUGACGGCCCCCAGCCUCAUUUUAUCACUGUGGAGUUCCCUCGCAAAGUGGCAAUUCAGAAAAUCAGUAUCUACCUUAGUUGGCCACAGGAUGACUCGUACACCCCAUCAACUCUUGCUAUCCGCGCAGGAACUGGUCCCAGCGACCUUCAAGAUGUACGAGUCGCUACUUUGGAGAAACCGGACGGCUGGAUAACGUUUGAUGUUUCCUCAGAACCUGACGAAGAUGGGAACUCAUUUAAACCUGUACAUGCGUACGUGCUGCAAGUUAUCGUGGUGCAGAACCACAUGAGCGGAAAGGAUACCCACAUACGAGGGCUGCGUGUCCUUGGUCCUCAGGAAGAAGACGCCACUGAUGGCGAUCCUUUCCCCUGGAAGUCACAGGACUUCAAGAUGUACGAAAGACUGCGGUGA